AUGCCCUCUUUGCCUUUUUCUCUUUCACCUUCAUCUAUUCCUUCUCUCGCCCACCUUCACACUCUCUCUCUCUCUCUCUCUUUCAACCUCACCUUAACCUUUCUCUCACCCACCUUUACACUCUCCAUCUCUCCCCUCUCUCUUUCAUUCACAUCCCUUACAUCUCUGCUCUCUUUCAUUCUCAUGCCCUCUUUGCCUUUUUCUCUUUCACCCUCAUCUCAUCCUUCUCUCACCCAACUUCACUCUCUCUCUCUCUCUCUCUCUCUCUCUCUCUCUCUCUCUCAUCCCAUACAUCUCGCUCCUUCUUUCACUCUCGUCUUCUCUUUUUCUUUUUCACCCUCACCUGAUCAUUCUCCCAUCCACCUUCUUUCUCUUUUUCACUCUCAUCUUAUUACAUCCCCCUCCCUCUUUAACUCUCAUCCCCAUUUUGUCUUGUUCUUUUUCACUCCCAUCACAUCUUUCUCUCGCCCACCUUCUCUCUCUCUCUCUCUCUCUCUCUCUCUCUCUCUCUCAUCACAUUCUUCUCUUUCAUGCUCUCACCUGUAUCACAUCCUUUUCUCUCUUUUUAUUUCUCCCUCGUUCACUCUUAUCCCAUCAUUUUCUCUUCAUCUUUUCACUUUAACCAAUGUUCUCCCUCCCUUCUCUCUCUCGCAUCCCAUCUAUUUCUCUCCCUCUUUCACUCUUUUUCAUUCUCUUUGCUACUCUGACCUUUAUCGCACCCUUCUAUCACUAUCUCUUUCCCUCUCUCACUGUCUCUCACCCUUCUCUCACUUUAACUCUCUUACCAUCCUUCUCCCUCGCUUUUUCCUUCUCAUCCUUCUCCCUUCUACAUUCACAUAUCGCAUCCUUUACACUCUCUUUCUCCCUACCCAUUUCAUCGCAUCCCUUUCUCUCUCUCUCUCUUUCUCUCCCUCUCGCAUUCAUUUUCAACACAUCUUUCUCUCCCUCUUUCAGUCAAAUCUUGCCUUUAUCUCUUUCAUGCUCAUCUCAUUUUUCUCUCUCCUUCUUUUACUUUUACGCCAUUCUAUCCUCUCUCUUUCUCUCUCCCAUUUUACUCUCAUCUCCUCAUUCUCUCUAUAUCUUUCUCUUUCCCCUCAUCCCAUCCAUCUCUUCCUAUUUAUCUUUCCUAUUCUUCUUCCCAUCCUGGGCAUGACGAUAAACUACAUCCGCGUCCUGGUUUCCAACCCCAGCUUUGUGAGACUCCUCUUGGGAUGUGAUUAUGUUACAUCUCCAAAACUACCUGAACAACACAAUAUGGAUGUUACUUCACUGAAGUAUCUACCAAGUGAAUCCGCAAAUGCCUACUCCAGUAUACCUGAGUAUUCUCACUCUCUCAUGGUUGACAUAAACAUGGACAAGUUAUCUGACUGGAACAAAUACCAACUUCAGAUUAAACAGCUUCGCCAGGAUUUAGAAUCUGAACGAGAAUUAGCCAGCCAAAGUCGCAAAAAAUUAAACACUGUUGAAAUUGAAAAAUUAGAACUUUCCAGCAAGAUGAAUUCUGAGCUAAUUUCCCGAGAUGGUGAAAUUGCUCGUCUGCGUUCACUCCUUGAGAAAAGUGAAGCUACGCACCAGAAUCUGGAAUAUGAAUUGCUACGGGCCCGUCAAGACCUGAAGCAGAUCUCGGAAAGAUUUUCAGAAUGCAAAAUAGCACUGGAAGCUGAGAAUCAGAAAUUGAAAGAGGAUGUUUCUAGACUAAACAGCCAACUCGGAGAGAUACAAGAUAAGUUAAUGUCCUGUGAACAGAAAGAAAAAGUGUCUACCUUUAAAUACAAAACAUCAAUCUCAGAGAAGGAAAGUUUCAUGUCACACCUGAGAUCUGAAAAUGAAAGUCUCAAAAGCGAAAAGGAUCAACUACAAAUUUCAGUCAGUCAUCAUCAGACAUCAAUGCGAGAUAUGGCAAAAAAGCUAAAAGAAGUUGAAGACCUGAAAACAAACUUUGAGAAGCAACUGUCACAGAUGCAGCAGGAUCUGAACCUUCAUCAAGACCAAGAGGCAACAUUGAAGAGAGAUCUUCAUACAGCAUUUGGACGGAUCAAAUCCCUUGAAGGAACAAUUGAAGCAGAACGAGCCUCUCAUCUAGAAACUAAAUUUAAUUCCGAAGUCAUUCAGCUUCAUGUUCAAGAUCUGGAGAAAGCAUUAGAAAUGGAACAGACAGCAAAUAAAGAAUCAAAAAAGAAUCUGAACCAAGUUAACAAACAACUCAGCCUAAGAAUUUGUCAUUUCCCUCUCCCAUUUACUCUCAUCCCAUACUUCUUUCUAUCUCUCAUUCACUCUCAUAUGAUUUUUUCUCUCUUUCUCUUUCACUCUCUCUUCCCAUUUACUCUCACUCUCUCUCUCUUUCACUCUUUUCCCAUCUUUUUCUCUCUUUCACUCUUUUCCCAUCUUUCUCUCCUUCAUUCAAACUCAUCUCCUUCUCCUCCUCUUCCUCUUUCGCUCUUAUUCCAUCUUUCUCUUUCUCUCAUUCACUCUCAUCCCAUUUUCCCUCUCCAUGAUUCACAAUCAAUUUUCUCUUUCCUUGAUUCACACUCAUCUCACCUUUCCUUCUCCCUCAUUUACUCUCAUCCCAUCUUUACUACUCAUUCAUUUACUCUCAUCUUCAUCUUUCCCUCUCCCUCUCGCAUCUUUCUCUUUUUCUUUCCCACUCACUCAUUUACUCUCCUCUUCAUUUUUCUCUCUCGCUCUCUUCCCAUCUUUUUCUUUCCAUCUCCCUCUGUCCCUUUCAUUUAA
This is a messenger RNA of Acanthosepion pharaonis, 2730 nucleotides long. The record is from the annotation of a GenBank genome assembly. NCBI's taxonomy places the organism in Eukaryota, Metazoa, Mollusca, Cephalopoda, Sepiida, Sepiidae.